Molecule: messenger RNA, 573 nt
Organism: Opisthorchis viverrini
Lineage: Eukaryota; Metazoa; Platyhelminthes; Trematoda; Opisthorchiida; Opisthorchiidae
Exons: 5
Coding region: 1-570 (189 amino acids)
Source: RefSeq, a predicted model, not a curated record
AUGUCUACCUACGGCAGUGUCCAAAGUUACUCUAUACUGUACCUCCAACUGAUGGCUUAUGUUGAGACGAACCCGGAACGUCUGAACCAGCUCAAUCAGGAGGCAAAACAAAAGGAGAACAAGAAACUUAAUUUAAUUGAUUCACCAUUUGAUGUGCUGGACUCCUUCAUUGAUGGUAACUACGGAUCUAAGAAACCCUACGAAGUUGGCAAGUACUAUGUAUUUAGUCAAGGUUUCCCGUAUAGCUACAAGCCUGGAGGGAAUUUCCUCCAUCGUCCACUACUGGACCUCCCUGCGUUGUACCUUGGUAUGACGUGGUUUACAAUGCAAGGACCAUACAAACCGAAAUUUUGCCAGAUUAUGGAGCGUGACUUCUACAGAUGUGUCACACGCGUCGGUUUGCAGAACACGGAGAAACUUUGCAAGAUAUACUGGGAUGAUUUGUUGGAGUGUCAGACGAAUGAUAAAUCGAGUAAACGGGCGCGGUAUAUGAAGAAAAUCCGUAUGCAGAAGAAACUGCCACCUAUUUCGGAUAUCCCUUAUGGUGCAUAUGCACAUAAGGGAUGGUAGCAU